CGUUGACUGAAGAUAUACCAUUCCUCUUUGGUUCAACCCUUAUAUUCGGGGGGCAAUAUUAUCGCUCUGCACUUGCCGCCCCGUUUUACAGAAUCCCAGUGUAAAAUCACGUCUGUGAAACAGAAUACUGUAAUUUCCUCCGACCUACCGGUCUCCUCACUAUAUCCUUAACCGUGGAGUAACGUCCAUACGGUUCGCAUUCUUUAUUGGUUUGAAUUUCGAACGAGUCGAAGAUAAGAUACGAUUUGUUGUUGUACAUUUACAAAGAAAUUAAAAUAAAUUGUGUGAAAACGUUCGCAAAUAAAUUUAUACACAAUGAGGGAAACACCGUUAUCAAAUUGUGAACGAAAUUUUAUAAAUAGAGCAAUAGCCGAAGACACGCGUUUAGAUGGACGACAAUUACUGGAAGCUCGACCAGUGGAAAUCCAUUUUGGAGCAAACUGGGGCUGUUGUCACGUAGCUUUGGGUGAAACUAAAGCAAUUGCCCAAGUAUCCUGUGAUAUUCAGCAGCCAAAGGCAUCUCGUCCAAAUGAAGGCAUGCUUCAUAUCAACGUUGAGUUCAAUCCUAUAGCUGCCCCACACUUUGAAGCAGGCAGACAAUCUGAACUUGCAAUGCAAGUCAACAGGCAGUUGGAAAAAUGCUUUAAAGAUUCUAGAUGCGUCGACUUGGAGUCUCUCUGCAUUGUAGCAGAUGAGAAGGUAUGGAACCUGCGGGUAGAUGUCAACAUUCUCAAUCACGACGGCAACCUUGUCGAUUGCGCUUCAAUCGCUAUACUAGCUGCACUGACACAUUUUCACAGACCGGAUGUCACUACCACUGGUGAUUCGAUAACUAUCCAUUCGUUUGCCGAGAAAGAUCCGCUCCCGCUAACGUUACAUCACUAUCCAGUAUGCGUUUCGUUUAUUGUCUUUGAAAGUGGCCAAAUCGUUAUGGAUCCUACUUACAUGGAAGAGAGAGUAGGUGCAUCGCAAUUAACCCUAGGAUUAAACUCUUACAGAGAGCUCUGCAGCUUGCAGCUCUGCUAUUUGGGCAAGACAUCGGUGACGGCUGAUAUGGUGCCGAGCAUUUCGCCCCAUGCAGCUAAUUAUGCUAACAAAUUAGUUACGCAGAUUAGAAAAGCAGCACAGCAAGAUGUUGAAGCAAAGUACAACAAAGAAGAUCGCGAUGUAUGUCGAUUGAAGGAAUGCAUUACAUUCGGAAAAUUGACGGCAAUGACAAAACCUAAACUCAGUAUUAAACUCGCGCACUGGGUUGCUGGGAAAAGCAGCCCCAAAAGUGAUAUGGAGACCAGUGAUUUCCAAGAUGAGGAUGACAAUAUUAAAACACUUGGGCAUGGAUCUGCUGAGCUCAUUACUAAUAUGAGUAAAUCAGUCGGAGAGGGAGGCCCCAAUACUUGGCAGGCAUCUGACGAAUCCUCUGAUGAUGAAAUCGAAGAUAUUGAAAUCUUACAGGAAACGAAACUAGAAAAAAAAGUGUUGGACGAUAUAGAUUUAGGUGGCGACAGCGAAGAGGAAGAUACUGUAACUGUCAGCAAAAAUGAUAUCAUGUAGUUUAAUAGAAAAAUGAUCCCAAACAUUUCUUGCAUUCAUUUCCACAUGACAAUUUCUCUCAUUCCCCGUUUCAAAACAUGCAUUUAUAAAUUUAUCAGAGUGCAAAGCUUGUGAUGAUACGUCAAUUAAAAUUAUGAAGAAUCUGUGAUGUGAACUGUUUGCUCUGUACACAAUUUUUAUUCGAUAUUUUAUUUCACAAUCAGCGAACUUAGAUUGUGUAAAGACAUACCGAAAAUGAAGAACUUUUUGCGAAAGGGAGUGAAAAAGCAACACGAUUUUUUUAUAUAAAAAUGUAUCUGGGUCGAAUAAGGUACACCAUAAAUCUUAUCUGCAAAUAUUUUUAGGUACUAUGUAGGGGAGCGGCGGGCAAAAUGGGUCCCCUAAGGGAAAAUAACAUUAGAACAGUUUCGAUAGUGCUAUUUUUUUCGUCUUUAGCCUAAGCCUACAUUUCAAGCGUUAUCGAAAACUUUUUAAAUCUCAUUUGAAUGUAGAGAGAGCCCAUUUGCCUGCCUCUCCUCUAUAAAGUUCAUCCGUAUUCCCAUCUAAAUUCAAUAUCACCAAACAUUUUCCCUUAAUUCGUCGAUACUAUUGCACUUCGCGUUAGUUGAUUUAUUCCCUGAGAGAAUUUACACUGAAUUGUUCAAGUAAAUCGAAUUGAUGUUUG
Molecule: messenger RNA, 2215 nt
Organism: Neodiprion fabricii
Lineage: Eukaryota; Metazoa; Arthropoda; Insecta; Hymenoptera; Diprionidae
Gene: Rrp45
Product: exosome complex component RRP45
Exons: 9
Coding region: 316-1551 (411 amino acids)
Biological process (GO): nuclear polyadenylation-dependent mRNA catabolic process; nuclear mRNA surveillance; U5 snRNA 3'-end processing
Cellular component (GO): cytoplasmic exosome (RNase complex); nuclear exosome (RNase complex)
Source: RefSeq, a predicted model, not a curated record